AUGGCAUUGCUGUGCUACAACAAGGGCUGUGGGCAGAAGUUUGAUCCUGAGCACAACACCAGAGAUUCCUGCCUGUAUCACCCAGGCAUCCCCAUCUUCCACGAUGCCGUGAAGGGCUGGUCUUGUUGCAAGAAACGCACAACAGACUUCUCUGAAUUCCUCUCCAUAAAGGGAUGCACAAAGGGGUUUCACAGCAAGGAGAAGCGCCCUGAGCCUUUCAGCCAAGAAGAGACCUCUGACAAGCCGAAGGCCAAACCAGUGGAGAAGCUCAUCAUCCAAGGACCAAAAUCAGCUGAGAAGAUGCAGCGGGAAAGACCAAGCUCUGAUGAACCAAGACAACUGCUGCCAAUUAAAGUAUCCAGGUCUCUGGAGCAGGCACUGGAGAAAUUGAGCCUGUCCUCCCCAGAUGAGGCACCUGAGGGCAGUUGCACAGGGGAGGUGGCUGCCCAGGUGAGAGCUGGCACCACCUGCAAGAAUGCAGCCUGCAAGGCGAUCUACAAGGGCCCAGAGAGCAACACAGAGGUUUGUACUUUCCAUCCUGGGGUUCCUGUCUUCCAUGAAGGGAUGAAGUACUGGAGCUGCUGUGGAGUCAAAACGAUAGACUUCAGCGCCUUCCUGGAGCAGCCAGGCUGCAGCAGCGGACUGCACUGCUGGGCAGGGAAGGGGGACAAGAAGGCAGUGUCAUGCCGGCAGGACUGGCACCAAACCAGCAGUCAGGUGGUGGUGACGGUCUAUGCCAAGAAGCCCCUGCCUGCCCUCAGCAGUGUGAAAGCCAACCGCACUGUGCUUGAGAUUCAUCUCAUCUUUGAAGGGAGUAAGAUUUUCCAGGCAGAACUGGAUCUCUGGGGGGUCAUCGAAACAGAGAAGAGCUUUGUGAGCAUGGUCCCUACCAAGGUGGAGAUCGUGCUUUGCAAAGCCAGCCCUGGGUCGUGGGCCAGGCUGGAGCUCCUCCAGAGCAGGUUGCAGUCCUGUGGUGAGCAGGAGAAGGAGACGGCCAAUGCAGAGGAGCCCAGUGCAAUGCAGGGGGAUGACUCGGAUGACAGCUUGAGCUGGUCGGAGGAGGAAGAAGACAAGGAGCUGUAG
Molecule: messenger RNA, 1083 nt
Organism: Tauraco erythrolophus (red-crested turaco)
Lineage: Eukaryota; Metazoa; Chordata; Aves; Musophagiformes; Musophagidae
Source: RefSeq, a predicted model, not a curated record